AUGGCGACUGGUGAAUCCUUUCGGUCAUUGGCGUUUUCUUUCAGAAUAUCACAAAGUUACAUUACAAGAAUUAUUAGAUUGGUAUUAAAAUAUUUAAGUAUUCGACUAACACCUAUUUUAUUAAGUCCUCCAACAAAAGAUGGUUUAAAAAUUAUAGCUGAGAACUUUUGGAAAAGAUGGAACUUUCCCAAUUGUGUCGGAGCUAUAGACGGCAAACACAUACGCAUUUUUGCACCAGGAAAAAGUGGCUCUUUGUUUUUUAAUUACAAGGAUUUCUUUUCAAUCGUUCUUCUUGCAAUUGUUGAUGCUAAUUGCAAAUUUAUAUUCGUCGACAUCGGUUCAUACGGCAAAGAAGGUGAUAGUGGAAUUUUCAACAAGUGUGGUAUCUCAGAAGUAACACGGACUGGUGAAUAUUUCCCUCUCCCAGAAAAACUGCGAAAUUCAAAUAUAAAAUUGCCAUACGUACAUAUUGGUGAUGAAGCGUUUCGUUUGGACCGCCAUAUGAUGCGUCCUUAUUCAAAAACGGAAUCAAGAAAAGAUUAUCAAAAAACCGUAUUUAAUUAUCGACUGUCUCGAGCAAGGAGGACUACUGAAAAUAGUUUUGGGCUUUUAUCUCAAGUAUUCCGAGUUUUUUACACACCAAUACCACUGAAAGUAGAGACUGUAGAUUACUUGGUAUUGUCUGCAUGUUGCCUACACAAUCUACUUCGGGAUCGAUAUAUAGAGAACACAAGUUACCAUUAUUACAACUUUGAUCAUAAUGAACCACAACCAUCUACAAAUAUGACGUCACUUGCAAAAACAGGAGGUUUUGCAAAUAUUGAAGGAUUUUGUGUAAGAGAUGAGUUUAAAAAGUUUUUUAAUAGUUCGCAAGGAGAAAUACCUUGGCAACACCACCAAGUUCAACAAAAUGGUUCACUUUAA
Myzus persicae (green peach aphid) is the source of this 924-nucleotide messenger RNA. Its product is annotated as protein ANTAGONIST OF LIKE HETEROCHROMATIN PROTEIN 1-like. Bases 1 to 924 code for a protein of 307 amino acids. The transcript has a single exon. Lineage: Eukaryota; Metazoa; Arthropoda; Insecta; Hemiptera; Aphididae. The record is from RefSeq and is a predicted model, not a curated record.